CAUCACCCAACAGCACCCAAGCAGAGCACAGCAGAGCAGAGCAUUCGGCUCCUCCAUUUCACGGCGUGAAGGCAGGGACACGGCGAGCAUGGGGUCGAGGUACGAGGUGGAGGUGACGGUGGGCUCGGCGCGGGACCUCAAGAACGUCAACUGGCGCAACGGCGACCUGCAGCCCUACGCCGUGCUCUGGGUCGACGACGGCCCCAAGUGCUCCUCCCGCGUCGACCUGGACAACGGCGAGAGCCCCGAGUGGGACGAGAAGCUCACCGUCCCGCUCCCGCCGUCCACCACCCGCCUCGAGGACGCGGUGCUCCACAUCGACGUCGUCCACGCCAACGCCGCCGAGGGCACCAAGCCGCUCGUGGGGUCCGCGCGCCUGCCGCUGCGCGACGUCCUCGACGACGCCGGGCUCGGCGGCCGAGCGUCCCGCUCGCUCCGCCUCAAGCGCCCCUCGGGCCGGCCCCAGGGCCGCGUCGACGUCCGCGUCGCCGUCCGCGAGACCGCCCGCUACUACGACCCCGCCUACCCGCCGCCCUACGGCCAGAGCCAGUCCCAGUCCCGCGACCCCUACGCGGCCCCGGCGCCGUACGGCUCGGGCGGGUACGGGUACGGCCAGCAGCAGCAGCCGUACGCCGCGCCGCCGUCCGGCUACCCGGCCGCCUACGGCGCGGCCGUGCCCCCGCAGCCCGCCGGGUACCCUGCCGCCUACGGCGCUGCUGCUCCUGCCCCCGCGUACGGGUCGGGCGGGUACGGGUCGGGGUCGGUGAAUGACCCUGCGAAGAAGAAGGGGAUGGGGAUGGGGGCGGGGCUGGCGGUGGGCGCGGCGGCGGGGGUGCUGGGCGGGCUGGCGCUGGCGGAAGGGGCGAGCUACCUGGAGGACAAGUUCGAGGACGACGUGGCGGAGAAGGUGGAGGACGACCUGGCGGGCGGCGGCUACGACGACGACGACUACUAGUCGAGAAAAUGAGACCGAGAGAUUGUUGUAUGCGCCAUUAUCUUCUUUGCUAUUUGGACUGAAUAAACACGCCAAAAAAAUUAACAACGAGUGUAGCAAUACAUCGAAUUGAAAUGUUCUUUGUUCCUUCCUUC
Molecule: messenger RNA, 1089 nt
Organism: Triticum dicoccoides
Lineage: Eukaryota; Viridiplantae; Streptophyta; Magnoliopsida; Poales; Poaceae
Product: protein SRC2 homolog
Exons: 1
Coding region: 89-955 (288 amino acids)
Biological process (GO): defense response
Source: RefSeq, a predicted model, not a curated record